GAGGGAUUUCUUAAUUGCUCAUACUUAAAUUCUGCAAUCGAUGUGGGUGACAAAUUAAAACAAUCCAAUGUUAAUUCUAAAGAUAGAGAUAUACCAGCAGUGAAUGUUAAUGUAUUAAUUCAUAAAAAAGAAGAGAAAAUUUCGAAUUCAAAUAAUCACACUUCAUCACCAUUUAUAUAUGAAGGUUGUAAUCCAAAAGACUAUAAAUUUAUUGGCGGAUAUUCAAAUUUUAUUAAGUUGGUUAGAGAAAGGUAUCAAGGUUUAGAUCUUCCCAGAGAUAUUAAGAAAGAGGGUGGGAAAGAAUGUGAAAACGGU
This is a messenger RNA of Racocetra persica, 315 nucleotides long. The record is from the annotation of a GenBank genome assembly. NCBI's taxonomy places the organism in Eukaryota, Fungi, Glomeromycota, Glomeromycetes, Diversisporales, Gigasporaceae.